AUGGCAGCCUCUGAGGAGAAGGAAGGAGAAGACCCUCUGAUACCUGUGGGGAAGCCAGAGGCAGUGGCAGCCCCCAUAUCGAACGAAUACACAGAUUUUGCUGACGUAUUUGAUGAGAAAGAAUCAGACCACUUACCACCACACAGGAAAACUGACUGUGCCAUAGAAAUUGACCCAGGGGCUAAGCUGCCUAAGCCGAAAAUGUACGCCAUGUCAGAAACUGAGAAAAAAGUCCCCAGGGAGUUCAUAGAUAAAAACUUAGCUACAGGGUUUAUCGAACCAGCUAAUUGCCCACUGGCUGCCCCAGUACUUUUCUGGGCAAAGAAGGAUGGCUCCUUGAGGCUAUGUACCAAUUACUGCAGAAUAAAUGCCAUCUCAGUAACCAACCAAUACCCUCUGCCUCUCAUGAAAGAUAUGUUGUCACACCUAUUGAAAGGCAAGGUGUUCACCAAGCUUGAUCUCAGGAAAGACUACUUCAGAAUCCGCAUCAGGGAGGGGGAUGAGUGGAAAACAGCUUUCAAUUGCCUGCUGGGAUCGUACCAGUACAAGGUUCUCCCUUUUCAGUUGGCUGGGGCCCCUGGAGUAUUCAUGCAAUAUAUCAAUGAAGUCCUUCACGAGCAUUUGUGCAAAGGGGUCUUGGUGUAUUUAGACGAUAUUCUGAUCCACUCUGAAAGCUUAGAAGACCACAUCCCACUGGUUAGGAAUAACCUUGAGGAGCAGGAGGAAGAGCUGAAACCAAGACGAUGGUCAGGUAAAAGAAAUUUGAGUCCGGGGAAGAACUGUAACCCAAAUGAACCAGCCCAUUCAGAACAUCACCAACAGAGAUCCAAACAUAUUUCUACUUGCCAUGGAGAAUGUGAGGAAAGAGAAAAGAAAUCUACAUUUCAGAGUUUUGUAACAAAUUUUUCAAGCAUAUAUGAGUCAGAUUUGUUGCCAGCUUGGAAUGGCGAGGAAUGUACCCAACGGUUUCUUCAUGAAGUGGUGCGUAUUCUCUUGAGUUAUAUCAAAAAGGCCUAUGAUGGAAAGAGCAAAGUACUUGAUUUCCACCACCCCCAUCAGCUUCUGGAAGGGCUAGAAGGCUUCAGUGUGGAACUCUCUGAUCAUCCAGAGCCUCUGGAACAAAUUCUAGUGGACUGUAGGGAUACCUUGAAAUAUGGUGUUAAAACAGGACAUCCUCGUUAUUUCAACCAACUCUCCAGUGGCCUUGACAUUAUAGGACUUGCUGGAGAAUGGCUGACAGCUACUGCAAAUACAAACAUGUUUACAUAUGAAAUAGCACCAGUGUUCAUCAUAAUGGAGGAGAUCCUACUGAAGAAAAUGCAAGAAAUUAUUGGAUGGGAAGAAACAGAGUCAGAUGGUAUAUUUUCUCCAGGGGGAAGCAUAUCAAACCUCUACAGUGUUUUAGUUGCCCGCUAUAGACGUUACCCUGAGAUUAAAACCAAAGGCAUGGCAGCCCUUCCAGAGAUCAUAUUGUUUGUUUCUGAACAUAGUCACUAUUCUAUAAAAAAGGCAGCAGCAGUUGUUGGAAUUGGGAUGGAUAAUGUUACUGCUAUCAAAUGUGAUAAAAGGGGGAAAAUGAUUCCAUCUGAACUGGAGGGAAAUAUUAUCAAAGUCAAGAGACAGGGCAAAAUACCACUGUACGUUAGUGCCACAGCUGGGACAACAGUAUAUGGAGCCUUUGAUCCUCUUGCCAACAUUGCUGACAUUUGUGAAAAAUACAAUCUUUGGAUGCAUGUGGAUGCAGCAUGGGGAGGUGGCUUACUAUUGUCAAGAAAGCAUUCCCAUAAAAUGAGUGGCAUUGAGAGAGCCAAUUCUGUUACCUGGAAUCCUCACAAAUUGAUGGGUGUUCCACUACAGUGCUCAGCGUUUUUAGUCCAUGAAAAGGGUCUUCUCCAAGCCUGUAAUCAGGUCUGUGCUGACUACCUCUUCCAACCAGACAAGGCUUACGAUACCGUUUAUGACACCGGAGACAAGACAAUCCAGUGUGGCCGACAUGUUGAUGUCUUCAAACUGUGGCUAAUGUGGAGAGCUAAAGGCACAGGAGGAUUUGAAAUCCUUAUCAACACAUUUUUGGAUCUUGCAGAAUAUCUUUAUAAGGAACUCAAGAAAAGAAACAACUAUGAGCUGGUUUUUGAUGCUGAGCCUGAACUCAGCAAUGUAUGUUUCUGGUAUAUCCCACCAAGUCUUCGGCAUAUCCCAAAGGGACCAGACAGAGAGAAAAGACUUCAUCAGGUUGCUCCAAAAAUAAAAGCAAGGAUGGUUGAAGAAGGCACUACAAUGGUUAGCUACCAACCUUUGGGAGACAAUGUGAAUUUUUUUCGAAUGGUCUUCUCUAACCCAGCAACCAAGAGAUCAGAUGUUGAUUUCCUUUUGGAAGAGAUUGAAAGGCUUGGGAAGGAUUUGUGAUAAUCUGAAAAAUGUCUUAUUGGUAUAGUGGGGAUUCUCUACAGCAGUGUUUCUCA
Candoia aspera is the source of this 2462-nucleotide messenger RNA. Its product is annotated as glutamate decarboxylase 1-like. The transcript has 17 exons. Gene Ontology annotation, biological process: GABA biosynthetic process. The record is from RefSeq and is a predicted model, not a curated record. Gene Ontology annotation, cellular component: cytoplasm. Gene Ontology annotation, molecular function: pyridoxal phosphate binding; glutamate decarboxylase activity. Lineage: Eukaryota; Metazoa; Chordata; Lepidosauria; Squamata; Candoiidae. The coding region runs from base 1 to 2406 and encodes 801 amino acids.